UUCCUUUCUUAUUAGAACCUGCUUGCCAAGAUGCCAGCCAAGGGACCUUUGCAAGCUGUGCAAGUGUUUGGGCGCAAAAAAACUGCCACAGCAGUUGCCCACUGCAAACGAGGCAACGGUCUCAUCAAGGUGAAUGGCCGUCCUCUUGAACAGAUGGAGCCAGAGAUUCUGAGAAUCAAGCUCCAAGAGCCAGUCCUCCUGUUGGGAAAGGAGAGAUUUGCCGGUGUUGACAUCAGAGUCAGGGUGAAGGGAGGCGGUCACGUGGCACAGAUUUAUGCUAUCAGACAAGCUAUUUCCAAGGCUAUCGUAUCCUACUACCAGAAAUACGUGGAUGAGGCGUCCAAGAAGGAGAUCAAGGACAUCCUGAUCCAGUACGACAGAUCGCUGCUGGUUGCUGACCCGAGGCGCUGCGAGCCCAAGAAGUUUGGAGGUCCCGGAGCCCGCGCUCGUUACCAGAAAUCUUACCGUUAAGAUUAUUGUCUGGAUGUUUCUCGUCGAUUAAAGUUCCCGCUGGGAGUAACAAA
Molecule: messenger RNA, 524 nt
Organism: Aplysia californica (California sea hare)
Lineage: Eukaryota; Metazoa; Mollusca; Gastropoda; Aplysiida; Aplysiidae
Product: 40S ribosomal protein S16
Exons: 6
Coding region: 31-471 (146 amino acids)
Biological process (GO): translation; maturation of SSU-rRNA from tricistronic rRNA transcript (SSU-rRNA, 5.8S rRNA, LSU-rRNA)
Cellular component (GO): ribosome; cytosolic small ribosomal subunit
Molecular function (GO): RNA binding; structural constituent of ribosome
Source: RefSeq, a predicted model, not a curated record